Pipra filicauda (Wire-tailed manakin) is the source of this 2360-nucleotide messenger RNA. It is a transcript of the gene CCDC78, whose product is annotated as coiled-coil domain containing 78. Gene Ontology annotation, cellular component: cytoplasm. The coding region runs from base 100 to 1851 and encodes 583 amino acids. The record is from RefSeq and is a predicted model, not a curated record. NCBI's taxonomy places the organism in Eukaryota, Metazoa, Chordata, Aves, Passeriformes, Pipridae. The transcript is spliced from 17 exons.
GGACCAGGACAAAAUUUGCUUCAUAUUCCCAAACCAUGGGGAGAGUGGGCACUGUCAUUCCUGGUGCCCAUAGGACACCUGCCACCAAGAGCCCCCGGAAUGUUCAGUCCCUGGGUAUCACAUCCAUGGACCUUCAUUCAAUCCCCCUCGAGGGGCUUCUCCAGCAGCCUGGACCAGUUGCUGCCUGCCCCACACCGUGCUGAGAUCUCGGCCUCUGAGCACAUGGAUCUUGGAAUUGUUGCAGAGAAUGAGAAGGUGCAGCUGCAGGAUGGGAACGAUGGGAUGUACCAGCUUGGAGACUCCCAGGAGGGGAUGGGGAAGCUGGCUAGCUCCAAGACAGAUUUCCCAGCCAGGGUGCUCUUCAGUGAAGAGGAAAAACUGAAGAUUUCCAAGGACCUCGUCGAUCUCCAGAUAGAGACCAACAAAAUGAAGGAGCAGUACGAGACGGAGAACUUUGAACUGAAAAAUAUGAUCCUGGCCCUGGAGAGCCGUGUGCGGGAGCUGGAGCUGUGCAGUGAGAAGGUGACGGGGGAGCGAGAUUCCCUGCGGGAGCGCCUGCGAGCCCUGGAGAGCGCUCGGAAGGAGCUGGCACAGGAGUACAUCAUUCUGAAAAGCAACUACCUGGCCCUUGGGAAAGAGCUGGACCAGGAGGUCAGGAGGAAUGAAGAGCUCACCCAAGAGCUCCUCAACCUGGCCAAAGGCAGGAACACCCUUCCUGGCACAGAGAGCACCCACCUGCCUGCCAUGGCCCAUCAAUCCUCUGCGGAGCUGGAAAGAGUGAGGGGGAAGCCUGAAGAUGUAGUUGCCUCUGGACACGAGCGGCAGGAGCUGGAGAGAAACUUGCUUGGAAACCAGGAUCACAUAAAAGUGGAGCUUGAAAAACUGAAGAAAACCCACGACUGGCAGCAGAAGCUGGAGGAGCGAGUGCUGGGGCUGGGGAAGGAGCUGCAGGAGGCAAAGGGAGCGAUCGGGGACACGCAGCGCAGGCUGGUGGAGCAGUCAGCGGUGCUGCUCACGUCCCAGAGCCAGCUGCAGGAGGUGGAGGCAGAGAACUCCCGGCUGCAGCUCCGGCUGAAGGAGCUGAACGAGGAAUAUCGCUCCCGGCUGGCGCGGUACAUCAGGGACGUGGCGAACUACAUGGACAGCAAAUCCAACCACGUGACAGGACACAGCAAAGCCCCAGCUGAUCAUGCUGCCAUGAAGCACUUUGUGGACAACAUGCUGAAGGAUAUCCGGGCUUCCUACAAGUCUCGGGAGGAGCAGCUGGCACGGGCAGCACGUGGGUACAAGAAACGCAUGAAGGACCUGGUGAAGAAGCACGAGAACCUGCUGAUUGCCUAUGGGCUCCAGCGAGAGCAGAUCCGGUCCCUGGGGAGCAGUGCUGUGGACUGUGGCCCUGCUGAGCUCCACUUCUCCAUCUCGGACCCAGAGCUGCUCACAAACACCACCCGGGAGCUGAACCGGCUGCGGGAGGAAAAGGCGAAGCUGGAGAUGCAGCUCCAGGAACUGCAAAAGAAAAGACUGAAAGAAGCCUCUGCCUUUCCACUGCCUCCAGAGCAGCAGCUGGAUGAGGAGGGCUGGGCAGAGGUCAGGAAGCAGCUCCGGGAAUUCACACACAACACCCAGGAGGAUCUGGAGCAGGAGAGGAGCCAGCUGCUGACUCGGGCUGUCGUGGCAGAGGAGCAGGUGUUGGAGCUGCAGGAGUACGUAGAUCAGCAUCUUGCCAGGUACAAGCAGGAGAUCCUGCGGCUCAGGAACGCUGAGGGCAGCGAGGGGCCACGUGUGCUCAGUGCCAGGGCAGCUGCUGCUCCCCCCCUGCCCAGAGCCAGGACUGUCAGCCAUGAUCCAUAGCACUCCGUGAGGAGCAGCACCAACACAGGGAAGAGCGGGAUUCAAAGCAGGAGGUUUGUGUUCUACGGACUGCCAGGAAAGUAUCCUGCCCAGGCCGGGAGCUGGGAAAGCACGUGGGUGUUCCCCGUCUCGAGUUCACAGGACUAAAAUGAGAAGAGACAACUGUGUCUCGUCUUUCCUCGUCUAUCCCCGGGCUGCAGGAAUUCUGCUGUUCCCUGAGCACAUCACGGACACGGGGUCAGGUUCCCAGGCAGCUCUUUAAUGCUGGGCUGCAGGGACAGGUUCCUGUUCCUGCUGUAACAUUUCUGGGUGAGACCUGGACCAGAGCCCAAGGGCUGCUCCUGCCUCGCUCCCCUCCCUCCCAGCUCCCGUGACACGGAGCCAAGUCUGGCUCAAGGCACUCUGAGGCUGGACAAAGGGAUGAGCUGCUCUUUACCUGUGAGGGUGGGGAGGCCCUGGCACAGGUUGCCCAGAGAAGCUGUGGCUGCCCCAUCCCUGGGAGUGUCCAA